AUGGGGGAGAUCUUUCUUGACCGGGCACUCGGGCUCCUGGCAUCGGAGAAGCAAAAGGAUCGAAGUGAUGGGCUGGCAGACCUGAAACAUAUCCUGCAACAAAACAAACAGAGCUCCAAACUUUUAGAUCUCAAUGAUAAAGCCUGCUUCAAGAUUCUUGGGUCUCUCUUCCAACUGGUCGCCUCGGAGAAAACCGGUUAUGCCCGAGCCCAACGGUCGAACUCCAAGAGCCCUUCUAUUACACGCCUGUCAGCAUGUGCGUCGGUGAUGCGGAUUGCGGUCGACACCUUCCUGCGAAAUAUCAGAACCAAGACCGUCCGUGCCAUCAUUGAACAUAUCACCGAGACCAUACCAGUUCCCGGAGAAGGCCUCUGGGAGCUCAUGAGCGUGGACUAUACCAAAUGCCUGACAUCUCUACUUCGCUACCCACCCCACACGGAGCAUCUUGGAGAUGGAGAAUGGGAGAAGCUCAUUGAGUUCUGCCUGACUGCAUUGAGCCUUCAAGAGGGUGAUGAGAGUCAACUCAGUAUUCGCAGCGGGUAUCGAUCUGCUGCCGAAGAUACAAGCGAUGGCCGUUCCACCCCAGCAAGGAUGACUCCCGUUCCAGCAGCUAGAGAAAAACAUGUGGGCGAUAGGAAUGCCAUCGGAGAGGUUGUAGUGUGUAUUCAGAUUCUGACUGCAAGCCCAAGUGCCCCCGUUCAAAUUGCUGCCGAAAAUAUCCUCCAUGGGCUUGUGGAAUUUGUCAAAUCCACAUCAAUGGUGGCUGGGAAUGCACACCAGCUUGCGUUCAAUAGCAUCAAUACAGUCGUUUCAAAAGUGUUGUUUGAUCAGUCUCAAAUGACUCGAUCAGCUCUCUUGCGCCUCAUCCCGGUAAUUCGACGCUUGUGGGUCACUAAGCUCCAAAGCCUGAAGGAUGAGUUACUUGUCACUUUGAUGCACUGCACAGUUGUCCUUGCGGAUACAGCUCGAAAAGAUCCUUCCGAGUCGCUGGAGCGCUCUAUCGAGGGACUCACCAGCUCCCUUAUUUCAGAGUACGUGAGACGUCCCGAGAAAGAAUUGUUGCAGGUCGACGAUGUGGUAUUUCACGAGGCAGCGGAGAUAGAGAAUCGACCGCUGUAUGGACCUCGCUUAGGGUACUCUCGAUCAGAACACAACUGGUCUCUGGUCUGGGUCAUCGCGAGCUUGCUGAAGCUGUCGGAAGACAUUUCAGCCAAUCGAACAGACCGGGACUCACUUCGUGAGGCCUCGGGCAAAAGGCAACGUUUGAACUCCGGAAUCGAGGAUAUCUUUCGAGAUGCGAUUGCAGCUAUAGGAGCGCGGAAGAUAUGUGCCCUGCAACUGGUACCUUUCCUUGAACGCACAAUAAACGUGGAAAGAAAAGAGUCUUUCCUCCGGCGACUUACUCCUAACAUCAUAGAUGACAAUGGCGCUAUUUCUUCCUGGACGAUGAUUGCAUUGGCAAGCAUUGCAACAGGCCCUGACUCGAAAGUGGCUGCGUUCAAAGGCCACUGGCCAAGGACUGUGGACCUCACAGCCCGAGCAUUCUCUUCUUCAGUCACAUCUAGAGCCGCUUGCAAGCUCAUGAGUGCAAUAAUAGAAGCUGAACUGCUGGAUUAUUCCACUUUGACCGACAUCACGCGGUCCAUGCUGUCUUCCGCUAAUCUGAAUGGCCCCUCUGCAAUAUCAGAUACGUCUUUGGGUCUUUGGGCAUUAAUAGCACGGAAGAGAUCCCAAAUAAGCCCCGGGUCAGCACAAAACGCUUCAAAGCAGAUCUGUAGUUGGCUGAGGGAAGCCUGGACUAUUGGCUCAGUCACUGAUCGUGUUCAAACAGCUCAAGUAGCUCUCUUUGCGCGCCCGUUCGACUUGCUUAACCUCUUCAUGGCCUGCACCGAUCGAUCUUUCAGCCCUCCUCGUCUUCAAGAGACAGGGCCUACAGGACCCGUAGCAAGGGCGUGGUUUUUCUUCCAUGAGAACCAAGGCCUUUUAGAGUACCUCUUCAACAUUACACCUGACCUCCGUAACUCCGAUCCAUGGAGUAGGGAAAGCUCAUGGCGCCUAGAGACAUCAACACGACAAGACGCCGAUGAUUUAGUGAUCAUAGAGUUAUUGCGAUCAAAGUCUGACAUUUUUGUUCAAAACUGGAAUACAUUGACUGAAGACAGAUCGCUUCAUAUUACUGCAGACAUUCUGCAAAUACUCACUUCCUUCUGUAUUGUGUCUACUCUGUUUGGGGCAUGUCUUCCUCAGCAAUUGGAACCACGAAUGCAAGAAGUUCACAAGAAUUGCCAUCUCAUGUGGAAUGGCAUUUGUGAGUUUUUUGCAGCCCACGGAUCAAAUUCUUUACAACCUUGUCUUGAGACGAUAUUGCCAUUUAUUUCCUCGGCACCAAACACCUGCGCCGUCGCAUGGACUGGAAUCUCGUCGCUUAUCGCUCCACUUGCUAAAGUGCUCGAGAAGUUUCGCAAGGACUCCAAGCAAGACAGUACCGAAAUGCAUGAUAUCAUGGAUUUGGAUGAUCGGUUGACGGCUCAGGGCGAUCAAUUAUCAGCCGACCAGGGCAUCAUUUCUAUGAAUCGGGAGUCCAUUGCUCUAUUUCGAGACGCAGUCACAUUCCAGCGGUGUAUCACUAUUCAGCUUUCCGUCUUGUUAAAGGCACAGCCUGGGGCUGGCCCGCAGAAAAACCAUUCUUCGGGCCUCAUUGAGUACCUGACGAGCUUGAAUGAAGCAGACCUCUUGUCAGCUCAGCACGUAUUACCCGAUGUCUAUCGUGCUGUUUCGAAAAUGGACCAGGAGGACCUACUUCGUGUAAUGGAAGACCUGGGCGAACGAUGUCUACAGUCAUAUGAAAUGGAGCGAUGUGAGGCUUCUCACGGCAUCUGCAUUGGCAUGAUGACCGGAUUUGUUGCUUCUUGGACAGACGAACAAAAUGGAAUCCUGAAUGAAUCAGCCAUGGACCUGUACAGCUGGUUCAUGGAAGCCCUGCUGGCUAGAAAGAGAGCCUCGCCGAGAACCUACAUUGUCUUGUCCGAGCUCAUCCAGGCUGUGCUUGAUGCUCGCCCUUCAUACGGCAGCGAACAAUCACUCCCGUCGCCCCGUACAAGCCUCUUCACAAUCCUCCAGGAAGGCGAUGUCCAGGUCAAAUUUAGUGUUGCGGGCUUCAUACCUUCCUUGUUUGAGCGGUUCCUUCUCAAAGACCAUGAUGCUAUCUUUGACGAUGUUCUGGGAAGCUUGCCUAGGGACCCAGACUGGGUUGAAGGCAUUGCUCUUCGCCUUUUUGUCUUGUCUAAACUAGCCUCUGACUGGCACACUCUACUUCGCAGAUGCAUCUAUCACAUGUUCGAAACACCAGCUCAGGUACCAACCUCUCUCAAAUACGCCCAGAAGUGCAUGAGAUCCGCAUCGAAAGCACUUGGCUUGCGAGAUGCAACUGAGCUGUUUCGCCUUUUCGCGUCUCAAAUACUCUACACUUGGACGGAAACACAGACGUUUACUUCAAUGCCAUUCAGUAUCUUUGAAUAUGGGGAUCUCAAAGAAAUGCUGCUCGACGUUAAAGACGAGGUUGUUGGGCAAAUGAUGAUGCGGGCCAAGGAGUCGGAACUUCAGGAGCUUGCCAGUUAUCUCAAAAUUUCGCAUGCUGAACUUCUGGAAACAUCUUUCCACAAAGCCGAGGCCUACUGCAUCGCGCGAGACAUCACCACGCCUCCUGAACCGGGCAGCCAGCCCAAAGGCGUAGAAGUUCGGAUGAGAAAGCUACUGGGUGCCGACAUCUUUACGACACAUGCUGAGAAGCGCUUCCCUGAAAUCAUUGCCAUUUUUUUCAAAUCCCUGGAUCGUUAUGAUCAGAUUGAACGAGCAUUUUCAAAACGUCCAAGUUUCCAAUAUGCAUUGGAUAUUCAAAACAAGAUUGCUGGCAAAAGCGCGGCUCAAAGCUCGUUGCCAGCAAAUCAACAGCCCUCAUUUCGGGCCCGCUACCUCCUGGACGAGCUCGAUUUCCUUUGCAAACGAGUAGGUUUCGAAUUAGAGUCAAUCUGGACUCCUGUACUAGCAUCAUUUGUUUGUCGGUCGUUACUGGAAACAAUACAUCCGGCCCUGGGAUCUCUUCACACGUGUUCUGCUAUUCGGAAAAUCAGAAUCCUUGUCUGCCUAUGUGGUCCAGUGAUGCUAGAGGGCUAUCCUUUCGAAAUGCUGCUUCAUGCCCUCCGCCCAUUUCUGAGCGAUGUUCACUGCUCGGAAGAUGCCUUGGGGAUUUUCUGGUACUUACUAGAAGCCGGCAAGGGAUAUUUGGAGAAUAAGCCUGAGUUGGUGGCAGGGAUCUGUGUUGUGACAUUUUUGACGCUUCGCAAGCUUUUUGCGUCAUCACUUUCAAGCACCACUCAACACAGUCAUUUCGAAUCGGCACUGACAAAUGCGGAAAAAUUUCAUCCGUGGCUCCGUCAGUUUGCUGAAGAAUGCCGUAGUCCAGACUGGAAUCACGAGAUCCAGGAGCCCUACUCUCGAAUGCUGGAUCUUACUCAGCAGUUAUCAGCACCAAAGCGGCCAAGAAGUGGCCCAAGUGAGAAGGACUUGGUUCUUGAAGUGCUUAAAGACCAGGACGCCGAAGUACCUUUGCUUCAGAAGCCGAUAGCGGAUCUUGUGCUCUCGUUAUUGUGUCCCGAGUUCAAAAAAAUAACUGGUGACGGCGCCAAGUCCUCUGAUAAUGCUCUUGACCCGAGCUCUCUCACUGUUUCGUUGUGGCGUACACUGCACAAGUUCAACGGCGGACCCGAGUACCGCUUAUGGGCCGCUAGAGUCAUCGGGCGCUCUUUUGCGUCUUCUGGCAAGAUAAGCGAAAAUCUGCUUCGAGAGCAGGACCUUUGGCUGUUCAACGAUCCAGUUUCAAUUGCGCCCUAUGAUGCAUUUUGUUUCUCUAAGUCCAACAUUCUACAAGUGCUCUGUGACAAAUUGCAAAUCCAAGAUCAUCUUGAGACAGGUCUCAUCGAACGCACUCUGCAAGUCAUUCUCAGCAACAUCACCAACUUCCCAGACGUCCAAGGCUGCGCUGAGAUCAUCCCCGAGUCACUAUUACCGGCUUUCAUUUGGAGUCCCUAUGCAUGCCCCCAGAUACCACUCUCAGUAGCCGAACUUGAACUGUCCAACAAGACCAAGUUUGAUGCGUCUGGCUUGCCUGUAUUUGAAUGGGCUCGUAACGUUUCUCUAUCUUUGUCCAGUGCUACCUUAGACGAUCCUGUUCUUGGUUCAUUGCGCAAAGUUCUUGCUGUCAUUCCCGAUUUGGCGAUACAGAUGCUGCCCUACAUAGUUCAUGACGCUUUGCUGGUUGAGAGCGACAAGAAUGGUCCGAUUCGGCAAUCAAUAUCUGAUGUCUUCAAGGAAAUACUUUCCAAAGCAAACGGAGAGACAAUUGCACAUGCUCGGCUCGUUAUCAGCUGCAUCUUGUAUCUGCGCAAUCAGCCCAUGCGGGAGGAAUCGACAAUGGUGGAACGUGACCGGUGGCUCGAUAUCGACUACGGAGAGGCAUCUUCAGCGGCACAUCGCUGCGGUUUACAGAAAACCUCGCUUCUCUUCCUCGAAAUAGAGGCUUCUAGAGUCGUUUCAGGAUCUCGUCGCUCAUCUGUUGCCAAAUACGAGCCACCCAUCGAACUGCUCCAUGAUGUGUUCAAGAACAUUGAUGAUCCGGAUCUAUUCUACGGCAUUCAACAAAGCUCAUCUUUGACCACGGUAAUGGAAAGGCUGGAGUACGAGUGCUCCGGCUUCAAGAAUCUUCUCUUCCAGAGCGCCCAGUACGACAGUGAGGUCCAGAUGUUUGAGAAAGCGAAUCCACACGGAGUUCUGAAAGCCCUGAACUCGACGAACCUGCAAGGAAUUGCUAACACGAUGCUGUCCGCUGUAGGAAGCUCCGGUGAAACGCCUCUUUCCUUUGAUAGCACCUUGCAGGCGGCAACAAGUCUUCAACAGUGGGAUAUUCCCGUAUCGCCAUUAAACUCCUCACCAUCGGCGACAGUCUUCCGUGUUUUCCAAAGCUUGGAUACAUCAUCUUCACUGUCAGAAGUUAAUCUAUGUAUCGACGAUUGCUUGCUAAGGAUUCUCAACAAUGUGGUUGAGACCGGCCAGUCGGCAAAAAAGCUGCGGACUUCAAUGCGAGCAUUGGGAAUCAUGACCGAAAUAAGGGAUGUCCUUCAGUCAUCAUCGCCCGAGGCAAUGCAAGAAGCAUGGGAGACUAUCACGGCAAGAAGCAGUUGGCUAAAGACGGAAAGUUAUCAUGAGGUUGGCGAAAUCUUGAGUUGGCAUGAGGCUCUAUUCUCCUCAAUUAGGAAACAUGAUUUCCUCAAAUCGAGGCCGGACCUAAGCGCCGGUGUAUCGAGACUCCUCGAAGCAAAUGUCUUCCGGCAAUCGCUGGAAAUUACGAGGAGUCAUGGGGUCUCCCAGGCAUCGCUCAAAUCUGCAAUCACACUCUCGAAGCUCUCUGAACCGUGCGCGGAGCUAGGUAUGAAUAUUGAAGGGGCUGCGAAGUUUGAUCUUGCCAAUGUUCUCUGGGACCAAGGUGAAAUGACAGCCUCGAUUCGUAUGCUACAGCACCUCAAAGGACAGGGGGACUUGCACAAACAAGCGAUCCCAAUCAGUCGUGCUGAGCUUCUCGUUACUUUAGGUGAUCAUGUGGCUGAAGCACGCCUGGAGAAACCCGAAUCGAUCCUUCAAGACUAUCUGUACCCGGCGGUCAAGGAGCUAAAGGGGGCUGGGAAGGGAGAAGAAGCCGGAAGAGUCUAUCACGGGUUUGCCGCGUUUUGUGACCAACAACUUCUAAAUCCAGAUGGGCUUGAAGACUUCAAACGAGUUGAACAGCUUCGAGACCGAAAAGAAAAAGAGAUGCAGGGCUUGGAAGAUAUGAUGAAGACUGCCGAGGGCAGAGAAAGAGAAUCUUUGAAGAUUUUCCGCGCAAAGACCAAGCAGUGGUUUGAUCUUGACGACCGCGAAUAUCAGCGUUUGCUCCGGAGUCGAGAAGCCUUUCUGCAGCAGUGUCUUGAAAAUUAUCUCCUGGCUUUGAGGGAAAGUGAUGCUUACAACAAUGAUGCUCUGCGAUUUUGCGCGCUCUGGCUUGAUAAAUCAGACAGCAACACUGCGAACACGGCUGUCAAGCGAUACAUUAGUGAGGUCCCCAGUCGGAAGUUUGCACCUCUGAUGAACCAGCUUUCCUCGCGUCUGCUAGAUGUCUCAGAUGAUUUUCAGUCGCUACUUACAGGGUUGGUAUUCAAGAUUUGUGCAGAGCAUCCGUUCCAUGGCAUGUAUCAAAUCUUUGCCAGCAGCAAGUCCAAAGGAGGCAAAGAUCCUUCAUCCCAUUCUCGAUUUCGAGCUGCCAACAAGCUCGUUGACAAGUUGAAAAACGACAAGGAAAUAGGGAUCACAUGGAUUGCAGUUCACAAUAUGAACAUCAGUUACGUCCGCUUCGCAAUCGAUAAGCCGGGCAGCAAAUACAAAACGGGCGCAAAGAUCCCCUUGAAGAAGCUUUCUACAGGAGAUCGUCUUUCGAAAGACGUAGAGACCUACAAGCUUCCUCCGCCGACCAUGAAAAUCGAGCUGCGUGUUGAUUGUGACUACAGUGAAGUCCCCUCGAUCCAAAAUUUCCAUUCCGAGUUCACAAUCGCCUCGGGUGUGAGCGCCCCCAAAAUUGUGACUUGCAUUGCCACCAAUGGCGAGCGCUAUAAACAGCUGUACAAAGGAGGCAAUGAUGAUCUACGCCAGGACGCAAUCAUGGAGCAAGUCUUUGAGCAAGUCAGCAGUCUUCUCAAAGACCAUCAGCCUACUCGACAACGAAACCUAGGGAUCAGAACGUACAAAGUUCUUCCCUUGACUCUCAAUGCAGGAAUCAUUGAAUUUGUUCCAAAUACUAUUCCUCUUCACGACUAUCUGAUGCCGGCACAUCAGCGAUACUUCCCCAAGGAUAUGAAGCCUAAUGCCUGCCGAAAACACAUCGCUGAUGUGCAGACUAGAUCGUUUGAGCAACGAGUCAGGACCUAUCGCCAGGUGACUGAGCAUUUCCAUCCAGUGAUGAAGUACUUCUUUAUGGAGAAAUUCAACAAUCCAGACGACUGGUUCAGCAAGAGAUUGUCGUACACCCGCAGUACUGCAGCCAUCUCCAUCCUCGGCCACGUUCUUGGCUUGGGUGAUCGACAUGGACACAACAUCUUGCUGGACGAGAGGACAGGAGAAGUCGUGCACAUCGAUCUGGGUGUUGCCUUUGAGCAAGGUCGCAUCUUACCAAUCCCAGAAGUGGUGCCUUUCAGACUCACACGAGACCUGGUCGAUGGCUUUGGAAUUACGAAGACCGAGGGCGUGUUCCGCCGCUGUUGCGAGUUCACACUGGAGGCACUUCGACAAGAGUCAUACAGUAUCAUGACCAUUCUCAACGUGCUCCGUUACGAUCCGCUGUACAGUUGGACUGUGUCUCCCUUGAGAAUGAAGAAGAUGCAAGACAACCAGGGAACGAGCGAAGGGCCACCCGUUUUGCCUGGAGAGGCAGACAAGUCCUCAACGAACGAACCCAGUGAGGCUGAUCGAGCUUUGACGGUGGUUGCUAAGAAGCUGAGCAAGACGCUGAGUGUCACUGCUACUGUCAACGAGUUGAUUCAGCAGGCAACUGAUGAGAAGAAUCUUGCUGUUCUUUAUUGUGGAUGGGCAUCCUAUGCAUAA
Molecule: messenger RNA, 8682 nt
Organism: Penicillium atrosanguineum
Lineage: Eukaryota; Fungi; Ascomycota; Eurotiomycetes; Eurotiales; Aspergillaceae
Gene: atmA
Product: DNA-binding protein kinase TEL1
Exons: 9
Coding region: 1-8682 (2893 amino acids)
Biological process (GO): DNA repair
Molecular function (GO): protein serine/threonine kinase activity; protein binding
Source: RefSeq, a predicted model, not a curated record